Molecule: messenger RNA, 1260 nt
Organism: Nerophis lumbriciformis (worm pipefish)
Lineage: Eukaryota; Metazoa; Chordata; Actinopteri; Syngnathiformes; Syngnathidae
Biological process (GO): regulation of cell population proliferation
Cellular component (GO): nucleus
Molecular function (GO): DNA binding
Source: RefSeq, a predicted model, not a curated record
AGAGCCCGGCUCACGUCCUUCGUCACUGAUGAAUGGAGCAGCAUCCAGGCUGCAUCUUCCCGCUCUUGGAUAUAUCGCACGAGGGGAGAAGCAGGACCAUCAGCGGCCAUGAAGAGACGACAGAGAACCCCUCAGGAUGAAGACAACCUACAGCUCGACUCCAACCGGCCUUCGCCCUCACCGCCUCCUCCCGACUCGGUCAUGACACCCUCCACAUCCGCGUCCGCUCUCCUGGCGCUGGCCUCCCCGGCAACCCGUCGCUCCAUCUCCAUGGGCGACUUCCGGAGGGUGACGGGAGCGCUGCUCGCCGCCUCCGAGCCGGGGUCCGCCUCGGCCACAGCCCCUUCCUCCAGGAUGGUCACGCCGAGCUCCAGCAUGGAGUUCGAGGCCGCUCGUCGGCGCCUACUAGAGGUGGAGGAGCGCCAGCGUGUCAUCAGGGAGAUGGAGCGGCGCCUGGAGGAGCUCCGCAAGGUGUUCGUGCACUCCGAGCAGGAGGUGGUGCUGCACGGGGAGCUGCUCGCCAGGAUGUCCGGCGCCUCGCAGCAGGGGGAGAUCUACGUGGCUGAGGGGAGCCAGCGCUUAAAGAAGGGCCUCAAGUUCAAGAAGCACAGGCCCACCAUCAUCUUCUCCUCCAUGCUUGGACUGAGAACAUGCCUGCCUUGGCCUGUGAAGCUCAAGUAGACCUCUUUUUUUUGUUUACUACCGAAACGCUUCCACCGUCUUUUAUCUCGCUCUCAUCACUUCAUUUUUGUUUGCACUUCUACCCUGAGGCUGGUCCUUUCAGGUCUUAAUAUUCAGAAGAUGCUAUUGCCGGUUGUCAUGGAAACCGUGCUGCUUUUCAAGUAUGGACCUCGGCAAGAGAAUUGGUAAUGGCUGCCUGAACGUUGCUGCAUGGAUGAGUCACGUAUGAAGUGAGUCACGCUUCACGUAGAGUAGGACAAUGACAUUUUUAGGAUGUAUCAAAAGAUCAGUCAGAGAGAAAGCGCCAGGAUGCGGAGAAAAUGUGCCUUGACGUCUCUCUGUGAGUCGUUUGCUAAAACGCUCUUUUUUGGGGGGAGGCACGAAAGACCAGGAUGAUUCCACCUGUGGCCUCCUGUCUCCUAGCAACCACUGUUUGCGCUCUCUCUCUGCUCUAUCCACACAAAACGUAUCCAACAAAGAGACAAACAAGAAUCAAGGUGAUACUGUAGAUGCGCAAUGCAUUUAUUCCAUACCUAUUGUUGGCACUUAGUAGACGGAAGAUAAUCUAUCUAAAAAAAA